UCCAGAGCUCCCUCAGCUCCAAAAGAAGAAGAAGAAUGUUAUGUUAUGAUAAGUGCUAACCCGUCUGCCCGUCUUUGUGAAACGUAAACAUUGGCAAGCGUAGAGCGGUUGAGGUUACCGGCACAAUUCCUCCAAUUUAGUAACUUGUACGAGUACGAACUGAAAUGUGAGGCACUGUCUAGGUCACGCUAGUAGUAACUAGCCUGUGGAUGCUGGAGACUAUUCUGCCAGAGUCAGACUGCCGUUAAGACACGUGGACAAGUCUUCAGAGAGCCCAAAAAUUUUUGAUUAAAAAUCAAUACUCUGUCAGUCGCAAUUUCAACUAUAUAACACUAACCACCAUCCUGUUCUGAGGCUGUAAGCCCACAAUCACAUAGGAGUUUGCCAGACUGGAUCAUUGUUGACUGUAAAAAGGCUAAAAAUUGAAUUCAUUUUCAUAUAUUAAAAUUUCUGAUAUAACUUGAAUUUUCUGCCAUUUAUGAUUAUUUACACAAUUGAAGAUGGAUGAUAAUGAUAUUGAAGAUCUUAUAUUAUCUGAUGAUUUUUGGGAUACUACAGCUAGAAUGGCAAGAAACACCAUAGUGCCCAAAGUGCGAAGAAGGAAGAAAACGUUUGAAAAUGAUGACGCAUCUCAGUCAACUACGAAGGAUGCUGCCUAUGUUAUUACAAAGGAAUCUGGCUGUGGAAAACCUAACUGUUGCAUCCAACUAGCUGAACAAGUGGAAACUAAGAAGAAAGAAGUUACUCAAAAUUAUUGCAGUAGCAGUGUAGCCAGCCUAGACUCUCAAAUUAGCCUUGACUCUCAGUUGCCAACUUGUAAUGGAAUUGUAGGAACUCCAGUUUCAAACAAUUCUGGUGCAGAAGGGUUCAUAUUUUCUCAUAGCUUAAAAUCCAAUGGCUCAUCAGCAAUUGAUCAUCUACUUGACACGCGCAAUGAAAGUGAUAUCCCUGGCCAUGCUAGAGUGUUUGUUAGGACUUGGGGUUGUGCUCACAACAGUAGUGACUCGGAAUACAUGGCUGGACAGUUAGCAGCUUAUGGAUAUGAUAUAGUAGAUGAUAAACUAGAAGCUGAUCUGUGGCUGCUCAACAGUUGCACUGUGAAGAAUCCUGCUGAACAUCACCUCAGAAACGAAAUAAAUGCUGCUCAUGCCUUGGGCAAAAAGGUUGUGGUUGCUGGCUGUGUCUCACAGGGUGCACCCAAGUCUGAGUUCCUGGCUGGCCUGAGCAUCGUGGGAGUGCAGCAGAUCGAUCGAGUUGUUGAGGUAGUUGAGGAGACUCUUAGAGGAAACAGUGUGAGACUACUUGGAACUAAAAAGAAGUCAGGCAAGAAAUUGGGAGGGGCUUGUCUUCAGUUGCCUAAGAUUCGAAGGAACCCGCUCAUUGAAAUAAUAUCAAUCAAUACUGGCUGCCUCAACCAGUGCACUUACUGCAAGACCAAGCACGCGCGCGGCCAGCUUGGCUCCUAUCCUGUCGAUGAGCUGGUGGCGCGGGCAGUGCAGUCUUUUAGCGAGGGCGUUGUGGAGAUCUGGCUGACGUCAGAGGACACCGGAGCGUAUGGUCGUGAUAUUGGCACCAGCCUGCCUGAACUUCUGCGCCGCCUCGUGGAGGUCAUCCCACCGCGCUGCAAACUCAGGCUUGGCAUGACCAACCCACCCUACAUUCUCGACCACCUCAAGGACAUGGCAGAGAUUUUGCGGCAUCCUCGAGUGUACAAGUUUCUUCACGUGCCGGUUCAGAGCGGCAGCGACAACGUCCUGUGGGACAUGAAGAGGGAAUACAGGAGGGAGCAGUUCUGCACCGUCGUCGACACGCUCAGUGAAAAUGUCCCUGGCAUCACGAUAGCGACUGACAUCAUAUGCGGUUACCCCAGUGAAAAGGCUGAGGAUUUUGAAGAGACUAUGAGUCUGUGUCGCAAGUAUCGCUUCCCGUCACUCUUCAUCAACCAGUUCUACCCCAGGCCCGGAACUCCCGCUGCACGCCUGCCCAGGAUUGAUCCAAAGCUUGUAAAAAGCCGCACGAAGCAGUUGAGCGACUUCUUCCAGUCGUAUCGGCCGUAUGAUCACAAGCUGGGGAAGGAGCAAGAAGUGCUUGUCACCGAGGAAUCUCAUGACAAAAAAUUCUGGGUUGGACACAACGAUUUCUAUGAACAGGUAUUGGUGCCUAAGGAAGAGAAUUAUUUAGGUAAAGUUCUGCGGGUUGUGAUAACGGAGACGGGCAAACACUUCAUGAAGGGGCGUGUGGUGACUACGCCUGCUGAUCGCCUUGUAUCACCUGCUGUGGCGCCAACUUUACCACAGGGUGUUGUUUCUGGUACUUCUGACGCGACUCUCAAGAACGGCACUCUCACGUCCGACCAAGAUCUCGCCACGCGCAAACAGGAGCUUGCACGACAGGAGAAAUGGAUCCUGCUUAGCUUCGUUGUGAUAAUCUCGGCUUUGCUCGUUAAACUCGCUUGGGUUUGCUUGAGGAUAAUUUCUGCGUGAGCCCUUGAUGGUUGCUGCUAGUCAAUAAUUUGGGAGAGCAAGAAGUUAGGCAAGGUUUGUAGUGGAAAACUGGCAAUGAGCGUAGCAUAUGCUACGGUUUACUGACAUACGAUGUAAAGUGUCGUAACAGAUGCGAGAUUCAAGAUUUGAAUAACCGUUUGUUUUUCAUUCAAUGCCAAUUACUCGUACAUGCAACGAGAAAUGUUGAUCGCAAUGCUCCGUAAUACUAUAACCUCGUAAAAACGCUCACAGUUCCUAUCCGCUUGGAAAUUUAAUUCUAUCGUUUUUUACAUUAGUUUGCCUGGCUAAAUUUGGGAUUCUAGGUGUAAAUGUUGCAUUGUGACUUUAUUUGUGCUCUUGAUUAUUCUGUAAUCUUUAAUUGAAGAAUACAGAAAACACAUUUUGUGGCCCUGGCCUCCAAAAUUUUUAAUGAAAAUAUGGGUAAGUUA
Molecule: messenger RNA, 2932 nt
Organism: Hyalella azteca
Lineage: Eukaryota; Metazoa; Arthropoda; Malacostraca; Amphipoda; Hyalellidae
Product: threonylcarbamoyladenosine tRNA methylthiotransferase
Exons: 12
Coding region: 501-2483 (660 amino acids)
Biological process (GO): tRNA methylthiolation
Cellular component (GO): endoplasmic reticulum
Molecular function (GO): tRNA (N(6)-L-threonylcarbamoyladenosine(37)-C(2))-methylthiotransferase activity; 4 iron, 4 sulfur cluster binding
Source: RefSeq, a predicted model, not a curated record